GUCUCACCCGUCAAGCUCCAGACACCAAAAAUGGCCCCUUCCAAGACCACCUCCGGUUCCAAGGGUGAGUGCACAACGUUAUCUGGGACUGGUAUAGCGCACUGGGAUUGCCUGCCGCAAAUCUGCCAAUUCGGAGGAGCUAUGCAGGGAGAGAAGGCUGGCAGGGAACGGGAUACUUGAGCUCUCCGGGAAACAGGCCGCUGGAGAGGUGGAGAUGGCGGAAGGGCUCUCCGCGAUUCGAUCAUAAUUUCGAUCUACCCAGCGCGCUCUAGUCCCAGCUUCCACCCCAUUGAAUUUCCAACUAACUUUUCCCUAGCCGCUGCUAAGCCCCAGGAUGUCAAGGCCAAGGCCGCCAAGAAGGCCGCCUUGAAGGGUACCCAGUCCACCAACGUCCGAAAGGUCAGGACCUCCGUCUCUUUCCACCGACCCACCACCCUCCGUCUUGCCCGUGCUCCCAAGUACCCCCGAAAGGCCAUCCCCCACCUCCCCAGGAUGGACCAAUUCAGGACCAUCCAGCACCCUCUUAACACCGAGAGCGCCAUGAAGAAGAUCGAGGAGCACAACACCCUCGUCUUCAUCGUUGACCUCAAGGCCAACAAGAGGAACAUCAAGGACGCUGUUAAGAAGCUCUACGAUGUUGAGGCCGCCAAGGUCAACACCCUUAUCCGACCCGACGGUAAGAAGAAGGCCUACGUCCGUUUGACCGCCGACUUCGACGCUCUUGAGGUUGCCAACAAGGUACGUCUACUGUCUUCGUCCUUCGCUCGCCCAAAGCUAACCCUUGAUGUAGAUCGGUUUCAUCUAAUGGAUUCGUGUUGGGAUAGAGGUGUCUAGGAGGGCUUUACUUUUGGCGUCAUGCAUUUGGCUUCCACGACUAUCAGGCUCUUUACGAGUGUUUGAGAAUAUGUGGGGCUCUUGCACUAUAUGACGCGGCGGGACAGAUGGACAAGCGUUGGUGUGGGGGUCGUCAGACUGGGGUAUGUCUGUGGUAAGGUGCAGGGGAGGCGACGGAGCUGGGCUGAGCAAGACUUCAUACCCGUCGACACCAUUCAGAACUGACGUCCACAGCUUCCGAGCGUAUGCUGCAAUUUCCAGAACUGACAUGAUGCUGACACUCGUACUUUGUUUUGAGUACACUGACUUGUAUAUGGGAUUAUGUAUUUACUCCAUGCAUUCCUUGGAAAUCAAUAUCG
This is a messenger RNA of Cryptococcus amylolentus CBS 6039, 1193 nucleotides long. RefSeq lists its product as hypothetical. The transcript has 3 exons. Gene Ontology annotation, molecular function: rRNA binding; structural constituent of ribosome. Gene Ontology annotation, cellular component: ribosome; cytosolic large ribosomal subunit. Lineage: Eukaryota; Fungi; Basidiomycota; Tremellomycetes; Tremellales; Cryptococcaceae. The coding region runs from base 493 to 834 and encodes 113 amino acids. The record is from RefSeq and is a predicted model, not a curated record. Gene Ontology annotation, biological process: translation; ribosomal large subunit assembly.